UUCAAAUUUCCCAAAUCGAACCCAAACCCUAAUCCCGAAUAGGGAAUAACGCCAUCAACACUUCUUCUGUCUGACAAAAGACUCACCUCCAUCGUAAAUCGGAGAUUUUGAAAAAACCAAAAGAAAAAAAAAUGGAAGAGAUAACAGAUGGAGUAAACGACAUUAACAUCAAUAAUAGUAAUAAUGAUCUUCAAAAGAAGAAUCGCAUUCAAGUUUCCAAUACUAAAAAGCCUCUCUUCUUCUACGUCAACCUCGCCAAGAGGUACAUGCAGCAGCACAAUGAGGUGGAGCUUUCGGCCCUUGGGAUGGCAAUUGCUACAGUUGUUUCGGUUGCAGAAAUUCUGAAGAACAAUGGCCUGGCUGUUGAAAAGAGAAUAGUGACAUCAACUGUGGAGAUAAAGGAUGAUUCCAGGGGGCGACCUGUUCAAAAGGCUAAGAUUGAGAUAGUGCUGGGGAAGUCGGCAAAAUUUGAUGAGUUGAUGGCUGCUUCGCAAGAGGAGAGGGAGAACGAAGGGAAAGUGGGGCAGUCUGGAAAUGUGGAGGAACAGAGCUGAUAAGAUAAUGGCUGUGUCUCUUUUUUUUUUUUUUUUUUUGGGUUCAUUAAAGCUGCAGGAAUCAAUCAAUUUUUGUUUUUUUUUUUUUGGUAGAACUGUAAGACAUUUUUCAAUAGCUAACAAGGCUGUCUUCUUUAGUUUUUUCGUUACAUUUUCAGGCUUUUAUUUCCAUUGAGAUGUCAAUUAGUUGAACGCAUCUUUUUCUUAAGUUUCUGGUGCUCAAUGUUUCAUUUCAAUUUUGGGAUGUACCUUUCCAGAAUUGAUGAGACGUUAACCACUUUGUUUGACAUAGAGUUUGUUCAUUCUCGAUUA
Messenger RNA from Coffea eugenioides, 866 nucleotides. RefSeq lists its product as uncharacterized. Gene Ontology annotation, cellular component: nucleus. NCBI's taxonomy places the organism in Eukaryota, Viridiplantae, Streptophyta, Magnoliopsida, Gentianales, Rubiaceae. Gene Ontology annotation, molecular function: RNA binding. The record is from RefSeq and is a predicted model, not a curated record. The coding region runs from base 132 to 554 and encodes 140 amino acids. The transcript is spliced from 5 exons.